AUGGGUAAUGGCUCUGUCCUUGAGGCUGAAUUAUGGGGUAUUCUAUGGGGGCUUACUCUGGCCUGGGACUCUGGCUAUCGUAAUGUUGAGGUGGAAAGUGACUCUUGCGAUGCUGUUUCCUUGCUAAAUAGCCGUACCAUUCCCACUCAUCCAGUCUUAAGCAUCAUAUGUUGUUGCAAGUCAAAGAUCAACAAGGAUUGGCAUUGCUCUAUUAAUCAUAUCUACCGUCAGCAGAAUGUUGCUGCUGAUGCUUUGUCUGCUAGGAGCAUCGAUUUUGGUCCUGGGAUUCAUCUCUUUGAGACAGCUCCUGACUUACUGAAGGAUAUUUUGUAUGCUGAUGCCAUGGGUGUGUCCAGGCAUCGUCUCGUUGCUGCCUAG
Messenger RNA from Prunus armeniaca (apricot), 378 nucleotides. Lineage: Eukaryota; Viridiplantae; Streptophyta; Magnoliopsida; Rosales; Rosaceae. The record is from the annotation of a GenBank genome assembly.